Molecule: messenger RNA, 1104 nt
Organism: Hippocampus comes (tiger tail seahorse)
Lineage: Eukaryota; Metazoa; Chordata; Actinopteri; Syngnathiformes; Syngnathidae
Gene: sugt1
Product: SGT1 homolog, MIS12 kinetochore complex assembly cochaperone
Exons: 13
Coding region: 69-1040 (323 amino acids)
Molecular function (GO): protein-folding chaperone binding
Source: RefSeq, a predicted model, not a curated record
AAGUACCUUCUCACUCGAGGUACUGCUGGCGAAAAUCGGGCUCAAACUGAGCAACUAGCAGCAAAACAAUGGCUACUGAACUCCGUUUCCCUGACAGCCUCAUUGACGAAGACCCACAGAAAGCUCUCGAGGCACUGAACGAGGCCUUGCAAGGAGACGCCGACAACACCGAGUGGCUCUGUCAGCGUGCCUAUGCUUACAUACUUCUCAAAAACUACAGCUGUGCUGUUAAUGAUGCCAAGAAAGUGCAGCAGCUGAAUCCAGGCCUUUCGCUUGCCUUCAUGCGUACAGGAAUAGCAGAGUACCAUCUGAGCCACUAUGAGUCAGCCCAUGCAGCCUUCACUCAAGGACAGCAACUGAAUGUUUCUGACCAGUCAUUUGAGAUUUGGAUCAAGCGAUGUGAGGAAAUGUUGGGUGAAAAGCACAACGGCAGUGUUGACACGCAAAUACCAGCAGUGCCACAUGUGAAACAUGACUGGUACCAAACAGAAUCUCACGUCAUCAUCUCGGUUAUGGCAAGAAAUGUACCAAAGGAUGGUGUGUGUGUCAGCUUCAUGGAAAAAGAGCUCUCAGCCUCAAUAAGGCUGGCGUCCGGGGAAAACCGCAACCUCAACCUCCACCUUCUGCAUCCCAUCGUCCCCCAACAGAGCAACUUCCGGAUCCUCAGCACUAAGGUGGAGAUGAAGAUGAAGAAGAGAGACGCCAUCAGAUGGGAGAAGCUGGAGGGAGAGGGACAGGAAUCCAACAUCAAACACUUCAAUCCAAAUCAAUGCCCGACAUCGAGCCAGCGCAGCCAAAAAUGGGACAAGAUGGUGGUGGAUAUUAAGGAGGAGGAGAAGAACGAGAAGUUGGAAGGCGACGCGGCCCUCAACCAGCUCUUCCAGCAAAUCUACGCCGAUGGUUCGGACGAAAUCAGGCGCGCGAUGAACAAGUCUUUUACGGAGUCAAACGGUACAGUCCUGAGCACCAACUGGAAAGACGUUGGCAAGAGAAAAGUGGAAGUCAGCCCACCCGAUGAUGUUGAGUUAAGGAAAAACUGAAUACCUCCCUCGCUCGUUCUCUUCCCCUUCUUUUUUUUUUUUUUUUUUUUCCCCCCUCCGUUUG